UGCUUUACGGCAGCCCGCUCCGACGCUGUCGCGCUGCUUCCGCUGGGCUCGCCAAUGGGGAACGCUCCGGCGACGCCCGCCCGUCCCCAAGCACGCUAGCCGGGAAGCAGGGCUGCGUGCGGAGUCUGCCGGCGCCGCGCGCGUGUCUGGUGUCGCUGCUAUGGAAGCCAAAGGUAAAAAGAGAUUUAUGGGGAAAAAUGGAAAAGCACCACAAAGAAAACAUAAAUUUAAAAAAGACAAUGAUUCUGGUCCACCAAAAAAGUUUUAUACUAAAAGAGGUGAAGAAGGAAAGCCUAAAUUCAGAUCCAAGAAGUCUGAGAAAGGAAACAAAAAACUUGGUAAGACUAGUGUGAAACAAUUCAAGAGUAAGCAGCAACCAGAAAAGUUCAGUAGGAAGAGAAAACUCCAGGAGGAUAAUGAGGGUGGGUCUGUACCUAAGAAGCCUAAAUGGAAUGAUUUAAAAAGGAAAAAGAAGGAAUUAAAGCAGAGCAGACAACUUAAUGACAAAACAAAUUAUGAUGUAAUCAUCAAAUCAAAACAGAUAUGGGAAAGUGUGAGAAGGAAAAACUGUGACAAGAAGAAGCGAGAGAAGCUAAUAAAUGAACUACAUAAAUUGCUCCAGGGGAAAAUUAAAACUAUGGCAUUUGCACAUGACUCAACUCGAGUUAUCCAGUGUUUCAUUCGGUAUGGCAAUGACAAGCAAAGGCAAGAAACGUUUGAAGAAUUAAAAGAUAGCCUACUAGAAUUGAGCAAAUCCAAAUAUUCCAGAAAUAUUGUAAAGAAGUUUCUUAUGUAUGGAACAAAACCACAAGUUGCAGAAAUAAUUAAAAGCUUUAAAGGUGAGGUAAAAAAAAUGCUCCGCCAUUCUGAAGCAUCUGCCGUGGUAGAAUAUGCAUACAAUGAUAAAGCCAUCCUGGAGCAAAGGAUCAUGCUAGCAGAAGAGCUCUAUGGGAACACGUUCCAAGUUUAUAAGUCCCCAGUUCACCCUACACUGGACAAAGUAUUAGAGGCUCAUCCUGAAAAGCAAGAGGCCAUUAUGGAUGAAAUGAAACAGAUUCUUACCCCAGUGGCACAAAAGGAGGCUGUGAUAAAGCACUCACUGGUACAUAAAGUAUUUUUGGACUUUUUCAUCCAUGCUCUCCCAAAACAAAGAUCUGAAAUGAUUGAAGCAAUCAGAGAAGCAGUAAUCUACCUGGCACAUACACAUGAUGGAGCCCGUGUAGCCAUGCAUGCUUUAUGGCAUGGUACACCCAAGGACAGAAAAAUAAUUAUGAAAACCAUGAAGACGUAUGUUGAAAAAAUAGCUACCGGUGAAUUCUCUCACUUGGUCUUGCUGGCAGCAUUUGAUUGCAUUGAUGAUACCAAGCUCAUGAAACAGCUAAUCAUAUCUGAGAUAAGUGGUUCUUUGCCCAAUAUUGUAAACAACAAAUAUGGAAGGAAGGUCCUGUUGUACUUGCUAAGUCCAAGGGAUCCUGCACAUUUCUUACCAGAGAUUGUCAAAAUUCUGCAACAGGGAGAUGGAAAUGCUUACAGUAAAAAAGAUUCAGAUGUGCGCCGUUGUGAACUUUUAGAAGCCAUUUCCCCGGCCUUGUUAGGUUAUCUGCAAGAACAUGCCCAAGAAAUGGUGAUGGACAAAGCUACGUGCGUCUUGGUGGCUGAUGUUUUAGGAUCUGUUCUUGGUGAUGUCCAGCCUGCCAUGAAUGCAAUUGCUAGUUUGGCAGCAGAGGAGCUGGUUCCAGGUGGCAAAGAUGGGCAGCUUCACAUUGCAGAGCAUCCAGCAGGCCAUCUGGUUCUGAAAUGGUUAAUAGGGCAAGAUGAAAAAAUGAGAGAUAAUGGAAGAGAAGGAUGUUUUGCAAGAACAUUGGUGGAAUGUGUCAGCAUUAAGAAUAUGAAGUCCUGGGCAGAAGUAAAUCGAGGUGCCAUGGUUCUUUGUUGCCUUCUCCGAAGCACAGAUCAAGAAGUGGCAAAUAAAGUCAAAGGAGGACUAAAAAGCCUCAUUCCGAAAUUGAAAUGCAAUAAAAAUGUAAAAGGAAUAGAGGCUCUGCUAGAAAUGUUAACUUCCUAAUUUAAAUGAGGUUCAGAAAGACCAGUUUCCUAUCAUUGUAACCAAAUACAAGUCAGUGGAGGUUUUGCACAAUGUUUGAUUAUUUUUGUAAUAUCCUUUGUAAAAGUGUAUUUGUAAAUUAAACUGUUUCUAAAAUGA
Messenger RNA from Caretta caretta (loggerhead turtle), 2203 nucleotides. It is a transcript of the gene PUM3, whose product is annotated as pumilio RNA binding family member 3. Gene Ontology annotation, cellular component: nucleolus. The record is from RefSeq and is a predicted model, not a curated record. Gene Ontology annotation, biological process: regulation of translation. Lineage: Eukaryota; Metazoa; Chordata; Testudines; Cheloniidae. Gene Ontology annotation, molecular function: mRNA binding.